AAGCCCGUCGCAGCAAAUGGCUGAAAUCCUUUCUCGCUGUGCCGCUAUCAGUAAACAAGCUGUUCUGAGUCCUGGCCAUCGUGGAACCUGAUGUUGACUUCGCCGAAGACCUCAAGAAGAGCAUUGGGUCCACUCGAGUAUAAUCAAUAUGUUUUAUGUGACGCUGUAUACGGUGUAUUGCUGGAGGCCUUACUUUCCGCAACCCUCGAGCACUCUUCGCAUUCUACUACGUCAGCUGAGGAUGUUGGCCUGGCCACUGCUACAAUCCUUUCUUGUCCAGUCCCUAUCGCAGUAGCCUCAGGUGUCGUCUUCCUUUCAGGCAAAACCUUCGCUGCUUUCUCCUGCCCGCCCUAUCCUAAACUGAUAUUUUUGUGCGGUGGUCUAUCUGAUCGUGAUUCAGUGAGGUCCCUCAACGCAGUCAAUGUCAUCGCUAACGAGGUUUCUGCCAACUCUCCUCUUUCUCGUUUACCUCAUCUCACAUUCUUGCUAUGCAGAAGUGGGUAAAGGGUGAUACUGGUGCAAAAUCUGUGUUUAAGGCCAGGGGCAGGGCUCGCUCGCUCGUAGCGAAAUGCAAGCUUGAAGCCUGAAAUAUUAGAACUCAUCUCUUAAAAUAAUAGA
Suillus plorans is the source of this 618-nucleotide messenger RNA. RefSeq lists its product as uncharacterized. The record is from RefSeq and is a predicted model, not a curated record. The transcript has 3 exons. Lineage: Eukaryota; Fungi; Basidiomycota; Agaricomycetes; Boletales; Suillaceae. Bases 91 to 504 code for a protein of 137 amino acids.